CAUACGAAAACAAUAAACCCUAAUUUCCCCAUACCCUGUGGUAAGUGAUUGUUCCCUAAACUCACAAGAGAGGCGCAAUGGGACGUGUGAUCCGUGCGCAGCGUAAGGGUGCAGGUUCGGUGUUCAAGUCCCACACGCACCACCGCAAGGGUCCAGCGAGGUUCCGCAGUUUGGACUUCGGUGAACGGAACGGUUACCUGAAAGGUGUGGUCACCGAUGUGAUCCACGACCCAGGUCGCGGUGCGCCACUUGCCAAGGUCACUUUCCGACACCCCUUCCGAUACAAGAAACAGAACGAGCUCUUCGUCGCCGCCGAGGGCAUCUACACUGGCCAGUUCAUAUACUGUGGCAAGAAAGCCACCCUCGUCGUUGGUAACGUCUUGCCCCUCCGAUCCAUCCCCGAAGGUGCCGUCAUUUGCAACGUCGAACACCACGUCGGCGACCGUGGCGUCUUCGCUAGAGCCUCCGGCGAUUACGCCAUCGUCAUCAGCCACAACCCUGAUAACGACACCACUAGGAUUAAGCUACCAUCUGGUUCGAAGAAGAUUGUGCCGAGUGAUUGUAGGGCUAUGAUUGGGCAAGUAGCUGGUGGUGGGAGAACUGAGAAGCCUCUUCUCAAGGCUGGUAAUGCUUACCACAAGUUUAGGGUGAAGAGGAAUUGUUGGCCUAAGGUUCGUGGUGUUGCUAUGAAUCCUGUUGAGCAUCCUCACGGAGGAGGUAAUCACCAGCACAUUGGACACGCCAGUACUGUUAGGCGUGAUGCUCCUCCUGGCCAGAAGGUUGGUCUUAUUGCUGCUAGGAGGACAGGGCGUCUAAGAGGACAAGCAGCUGCAACUGCUGCUAAAGCUGAUAAGGCUUGAAGGGGAAAUAUUGUUAGGGUUAUAUUUUAUUGUGUGUGUUUUUCAAUUUUGUUUCUUUGAUAGUUUGUCUGUUGAACUGUUUUGGUGCCAUUUUGAGAACCAUUUCCCCUCAGAAAAAUAUUUAGCUUUCAAUAGACAGUGAUUUAUAUUUAUUUAAGUACUCUGUUCAUUCCAGCAGUUUCUCUUCUUGCUGUCUGAUCUGGUUGGAAUGGUUAAAUUGGUUAUUUUGAC
Molecule: messenger RNA, 1091 nt
Organism: Gastrolobium bilobum
Lineage: Eukaryota; Viridiplantae; Streptophyta; Magnoliopsida; Fabales; Fabaceae
Product: large ribosomal subunit protein uL2z-like
Exons: 2
Coding region: 78-860 (260 amino acids)
Biological process (GO): cytoplasmic translation
Cellular component (GO): cytosolic large ribosomal subunit; ribosome
Molecular function (GO): structural constituent of ribosome; RNA binding
Source: RefSeq, a predicted model, not a curated record